GGGCGGCGCGAGGCUGGUGGGCGGCACUGCGAGGAGGCCAUGAGCGCUGACAAGAAGCAGCGGCCCGGGGCUGAGCAAUGCCCGUCGGUGGCACCGCCGGCCCCGGCCCCCAGCCGCCGCCAUCACCACCACCACCGCCGCGCUCCCCCGGCCGGCGUCUUCUCGUGGCUGAACAGGCGCUCGGUGGGCCGAGGCCUCGGGGCGCUGGUGGAUCCGGGACGCGAGACCUUCAGAAUCAUGACCAGUCUGUACAGCUCCAUGAACCCGGCGGACUCGGUGCCGCUGAGCACGAAGACUCACGGCGCCGUGUUCAACCUGGAGUACUCCCCAGACGGAUCAGUUCUAACAGUGGCUUGUGAGCAGACUGAAAUCCUCUUGUUUGAUCCAGUAUCUUCAAAACAUAUCAAAACUUUGUCUGACGCUCAUGAGGAUUGUGUGAAUAACAUCAGGUUCCUUGACAACAGGCUAUUUGCGACCUGCUCUGAUGAUACUACAGUAGCACUAUGGGAUUUACGUAACCUCAACUCAAAGGUCUGCACCUUGCAUGGCCAUACGAGCUGGGUAAAGAACAUUGAAUAUGACACUAACACAAGACUCUUAGUGACGUCAGGAUUUGAUGGGAAUGUAAUCACAUGGGACACAAAUAGAUUCACAGAAGAUGGCUGCCCACACAAAAAAUUCUUUCACACGCGUUAUCUAAUGCGAAUGCGUUUGACACCAGAUUGUUCAAAGAUGCUAAUAUCAACAUCAUCUGGCUAUCUUCUAAUUCUUCAUGACCUUGAUUUAACCCAGUCAUUAGAAGUUUCCACCCGCAGUUUACGAGGCAAGCGUUCUGCUUCAGGCACAGAUUUGACAACUACUUCCAGCUUGCCUAAUUUACGAUCGCAUAGUCAUCAGAUAGGCGCAAGCCAAAACAUUGAAAAAUAUACAUCACAAUCUCGUGUGCAGGCAGAGAGAGAAGGCGGCUCACCAAGAAAUAGUCUAGAAGUUUUAACGCCAGAGAUUCCUGCCGAAAAGUUUCGUGGGAGUUGUAUUACAUCACUGCAACUUCAUCCCAAAGGUUGGGCUGCGUUAAUUAGAUGCACAAGCAACACAGAUGACCAGGAGUGGACUUGCAUCUAUGAAUUCCAGGAAGGUCCUUCAGUCCAGGCAGCAGCUCCUCGUUGCUCCCUUUCUCUUACGCAUUACAUUGAAGAGGCUAACGUGGGCCGUGGAUACAUUAAAGAACUUUGCUUCAGUCCUGAUGGUCGACUGAUUUGCUCUCCUUAUGGCUAUGGGAUUCGCUUGUUAGGUUUUGACACCCAAUGUAGUGAACUAUGUGAUUGCUUACCCAGAGAUGCAAGCAAGCUGCAAGAGAUCAGAACUAUUUAUUCACACAGUGAUGUUGUACUUACAACUAAGUUUUCACCCACUCAUUGUCAGCUAGCCUCUGGAUGCCUAAGUGGACAUGUUUUGUUGUAUCGGCCAAAGUUUUAAGUAUCCUGAAUUACAUGUAGGAACAACAACAAAUAUACAUUUGUAUAGCGCCUUUCAUGUCGGGAGGACAUCCCAAGGUGCUGAGGAAGUGCUGACUUGAGCAGCUAAUUUGGCAGAUUGUUACAAAAGCAAAUUGUUUUUAAUGUUAAUUGGAGCAGAUCAAAAUUAGUGAUUAAUGAUAAGGUAUUUUGUCAGCAGUUUAAAACCCAAAUGCAAUUUGGCAUUUCAGUGCAAUACAACAAACCAGCAGGUCUCAAUUUUAUAGUUAUAACUGGUGUGCUAAUGUGUUUUUCUCGUGGAGUUUUGCUACCUAUCAAGACCCUUAAAACGACUUUUGUUGUGUGUUAAAUGUUUACCUUAAACCUUAUUUUCAUACUUAGAAAUGAAUUGAUGGUUGAAAGUAAUACACUGUAUCAACAUUUACACACUACAGAUUUGUGGUUCAUAUUUAGAAACAUUUGUAAAACGGUACUGUAUAUUAGAAGUAGGACUGCAUUAAUUUGAGUUUACCAUUUUUAUUAAAAUGGAGAAAUAGAAAAAAUAUUAGAUCAACUUCAGUUACACAUAAGUAAUUAGUGAGAAAAUGUAAGUAAAUUAUUUAAUUUCAGAUGUACAAAUGUGUAUGUAGCCCGUAUAUGUGAAAACUAAAUAUUACAAAGUACUGUACUUAGAACAUACAGAAGCUGAAUGUAUUUCAUAAUCUCACCAUAUGCUAAUGUAAAAUUGUGCGGCUAUAAAUGUUGCAGUUAACUUGGAAUAAAGUGAUUGGCCUUAGCCAAAUCUUA
Callorhinchus milii (elephant shark) is the source of this 2261-nucleotide messenger RNA. RefSeq names its product WD repeat domain 32 (gene wdr32). Gene Ontology annotation, cellular component: Cul4-RING E3 ubiquitin ligase complex. Gene Ontology annotation, molecular function: protein binding. Lineage: Eukaryota; Metazoa; Chordata; Chondrichthyes; Chimaeriformes; Callorhinchidae. The record is from RefSeq and is a predicted model, not a curated record. The transcript is spliced from 7 exons. Bases 40 to 1476 code for a protein of 478 amino acids.